Ectocarpus siliculosus is the source of this 1410-nucleotide messenger RNA. The record is from the annotation of a GenBank genome assembly. NCBI's taxonomy places the organism in Eukaryota, Phaeophyceae, Ectocarpales, Ectocarpaceae.
AUGAGGCCCAUCCUUCUCAAGGGACACGAGCGUGCCAUCACGUGCGUGGUGUACAACAACGACGGGGACCUCGUGUUCACGGCGGCGAAGGACCAGAUCCCGUCCCUUUGGUACGCCAAGACCGGGGAGCGUAUUGGCACCUACCAGGGACACCAGGGGGCGGUGUGGGACCUUUCGGUGUCAUGGGAUUCGACGCGCAUGCUCUCGGCUUCGGCGGACGCCUCGGCGCGCAUGUGGGACGUGCAGACCGGGCGGGAGCUGGUGGUGUACAACCACAUGGGGCCGGUGCGAUCGGUCUCGUUCGCGGAGGGGGGUCAGCGGUUCGCGACGGUGUCGGACCCUUUCACCGACAGCCCGGGUCUCAUCUCGGUGUUUGAGGCCCCGGACGAUGUGCCGACAGACCAGUUGGAAAAGAUUGCGUGUUUGGAGAUCGACCUGCCUCCCAAGAUGAAGGCGACGAAGGUGGUGUGGGGGGCGUUGAAUGAGAAGCUUAUCGUCGCGUACGCGGACGGAACCAUCAGAACGUUCGACCCCUUCGACGGGACCGAGCUCGAGUACGCCCAGGUAGGGACUCGUCAAGGGAGGAGUUCGGGGGUGCACUCGAAGGAUAUCAACCGAUUGUGCAUCAACAAGGACCGGACGCUGCUGCUCACUUGCUCCAAGGACUACACGUCCAAGCUCCUCGACGCCAACACCCUCCAGGUCCUGAAGACGUACAAGACGGACCGGCCGGUGAACGCCUCUGUCAUGCACCCAACCAAGGAACACGUGAUCCUCGGGGGAGGGCAGGACGCCAUGUCCGUGACCACCACCUCCUCGAACGUUGUGUGUGGACUGCAAGGAGGGGCGGUCGGGUAGCCUCAAGGACACCAUUUCCUCGGUGCAGUGCAUGACACCCCCGCAUCGGUCUUGCCCAGAGGGAAAUGGGGGGCACGUUGGCUGGCAACCAGAGACGCCCCCGCAUCGGCCUUCCUCUUCGCAUAGAGUGGGGUAGAGGGAAAUGGGGGGCACGGUGGCUGGGAACCAGAUCAUGAGUAGGGCGACCCCUCGCCUUGGUGAGCAGGCAUGCCCUUUGUGGGAGGGAAAAUAUUGGAGAUCCACUUGCGGUGCAUCGUUCAUCUUGGCAAGCCAUAACCAAGGGCGUGUGCACCCUGUCGUAGACUUGCAUACGUGCAUGGUUGGGACGGACAUCGCAUAGUUCAGAAGAUGCUCAAGAACGCAUGCCCCUUAUCCGCAGAGAAAAUGUAUUCCGAGCCACGUGCAGCAGUGUGUCGUCCGUUGUGCUUGAAACAGGGAGAUCCCCCGUUGUUUUGGCAACUGCAAAACAUUUGUCGUCACGAGACCCCGGCGACGAGGUAGAAUCAUUCGACCACCUAGCGCCAACACCUUGCACGAGAAAGGUUUACGGUU